CGGAUUAGAUACCAACGAUGAGUCGCCGAGUCGGCCAGAAAGUGUUUGAUUGGGUUUCUGUCAUGGCUAGGGCGCCUGCAGAAGCCAGAGGAGAUAUCGGUGCCUUGAGAGGAAGAUAUGAAGCGUUGAAAGCAGCCAUGAAUUCUUAUCCUGAGAAGCCCGACCCUGUACCGUGGCAGUACUAUCAAAGUCAAAUUAGUGAUCCCAAGCUAGUAGAAUCGUUCAAGAAGCAGUUUGAAGCUCUUUCUGUACCCUAUCCUGAAGACACUAAGACAGCAUUUCUUGCUGAACAGGAAAAGGAAGCUACUGACUGA
Corticium candelabrum is the source of this 314-nucleotide messenger RNA. RefSeq names its product ATP synthase subunit d, mitochondrial-like. The record is from RefSeq and is a predicted model, not a curated record. Lineage: Eukaryota; Metazoa; Porifera; Homoscleromorpha; Homosclerophorida; Plakinidae. Bases 18 to 314 code for a protein of 98 amino acids. Gene Ontology annotation, molecular function: proton-transporting ATP synthase activity, rotational mechanism. Gene Ontology annotation, biological process: proton motive force-driven ATP synthesis. The transcript is spliced from 4 exons.